Molecule: messenger RNA, 1611 nt
Organism: Oryza brachyantha (malo sina)
Lineage: Eukaryota; Viridiplantae; Streptophyta; Magnoliopsida; Poales; Poaceae
Exons: 6
Coding region: 281-1300 (339 amino acids)
Source: RefSeq, a predicted model, not a curated record
GCUAGGGAUUGCGAUUUUUGGAAAAUGAUUAAGACAAACUAGGUUUCGGUCACCUCCGCGAUUCACCUUUUGGCCGGAUUCGACGAGCUUCCUGGAAUCCUCGUCCCUUCCUGUGGUUUCGUGUUGCUCCUCUCAGCUCCAUGAUUGGUCCGUGCAAGAAAAGCCUCUGUUUUUUCCUCGAGUAAUUUCCAUUUCGGAGCCAGUUGCCACCUGAGCCGAGCUCCGAUUCUUCCAUUUCUGUCAGUGGCUGACAGCAUUGCCUACCAGAUUGGGUUUCGUGAUGGGAAGCAGCAAUCACGAGCCAGUGCCGAGCAUCCGGCCGGAUGGUUGGCUGCAGAAGCCUGCGCUGGGAUUCGGUAGCCUCGUCCAGAUACCGGACAGGAUUCAGAACUCUCUCAAGGUGCAUCUUGGGCGUUUCUUGAGGAAGAAUGGUGUUGGUGGUACAGAAGCCGAAAUGCUGCCGAUGCAAUUCCAGGAAACUUGUAGUACUGCUGCUGCUACUGAGAUUAAGUUGGAGAAGCAGCUCCAAGCUUGGAAGAACAAUCCUAGUUGGUCUGAUGAGCCUCCAGAAAUCAAGGUGACUGUGCCACAAGGCUCUCUAUGCAACCUGAAUCUGAAAUUUAAGGCAGGAUUACCUCCAGACGCAGUUUACAACAUUAUAAUUGAUCCAGAAAACAAAAGAGUUUUCAAAAAUAUCAAGGAAGUAAUAUCACGGAAAGUUGUGCUUGAUGAAGGAUCAAGGCAAAUAGUUGAAGUGGAGCAGGCAGCAAUAUGGAGAUUCCUCUGGUGGUCUGGUGUCUUGUCAGUUCAUGUUUUUGUCGACCAGAACAGAAGAAAUCACACUGUAAAGUUCAAGCAAGGACGGGCAGGUUUUAUGAAGAAGUUUGAGGGUUGCUGGAAAAUAGAGCCUCUGUUUGUUGACAAGGAAGUAUGCCAUCCUUUAGACCCAUGCACAUUAGAAGAAUACAAUUCUUGCACCAAUGGCACAGGAAGAGUUGGAUCUUCCAUUACCUUGGAUCAGCUUAUUGAACCAUCUAUGUUACCACCGCCACCCAUUUCAUGGUAUUUGAGAGGGAUUACCACAAGAACAACCGAGAUGCUGGUCAACGACCUGAUAGCGGAAACUGCUCGGUUGCGAGGCUUGGCAAAUAGUGCUGAUGACGAGCAAGAUAGUGAGGGAAAAUGUGAUAUUGAUAGAGAUCACCUAUCAGAAGAGUGCAAUGAUGUUAAGGAAAGAUGGUGUCAGAGAAGAAAAACAGCGCGGCAUGGUAACUCCCAUAGAUUAACUGCUCAAGGAUAAGUUAAGGAUUUUCAUUUCAGGUUAGGUUGUAUUUUAGCGCCAGUUUACCUGUUCUUCCAAUCCUAGGUGGUUUUCGUGGUAGAAUUUGAUGGAUUUUGGGUAUUCAUAUUGAUAUUUUGUAUAUGGCUAAUAACAUCAUGUGUCUGGUUUGUGAAUUGUUUGGCACCGGGUCUUUCAUCAGGAAUAAUGUAAGAUGGAUGUUCAACAGUUUAUAAUUGAUGAAACCCAGUUAAAUGUCUGCUAGAGCAGCUGUUGCACAACUGAACAUUGUUCCUCCAUUUCCACCAUUUUCCUGAAGAAACUCAACUUGC